Messenger RNA from Desarmillaria tabescens, 558 nucleotides. RefSeq lists its product as uncharacterized. The record is from RefSeq and is a predicted model, not a curated record. The transcript has 2 exons. Bases 1 to 558 code for a protein of 185 amino acids. NCBI's taxonomy places the organism in Eukaryota, Fungi, Basidiomycota, Agaricomycetes, Agaricales, Physalacriaceae.
AUGUCGAACCAGAAGAAUAUUGGGACUCACGCAGCGCCGAUACGCAAAUAUUAUCAGCAGCAGCUUAAACAUGCAAACGAGUACGCUAUGACCAAACGCCACGAUCCCGUCAUGUCCUUCGGACCGUCUUUUCAUCAUUGCGGUCUUGCCUAUCAACAAGCACUGGAGUGGGCUCAGAGUCUCACCGAAAUUUGGAAGCGCCCUGCCUCAAAUGACACCGUCCGUUACUUUCCCUUUAUCGACACGCUCAGAAUCAGACUAUGGGAUUCAAACAUACCUCGCCGUCCAGACUCGUCAAUGCGCGUGUUUGGCCUAGACUUUGUCGAUGCCCGUGGGGACCCACAGCGAGUGGGACCAGAUAUCGUUGUCGUUGCUGGGAAGAGGGCGUCAUAUGGUCCUGAAAUGGAGGGUGAUGUUUUAAUUCCAAUAGAUGGUGUCGGUGGACCGGAGAACACGGUCCCAGAAAGAUAUGGGGUGGUGGCGAAUUGCGAGUACUUCUUUCUUGCUGGUGGAGAGACGGUUGUUGCCUACACAUUUGAUCAGGAUCUAUUGAGUUAA